Messenger RNA from Engraulis encrasicolus (European anchovy), 402 nucleotides. Its product is annotated as receptor-type tyrosine-protein phosphatase S-like. Gene Ontology annotation, biological process: dendrite self-avoidance; homophilic cell-cell adhesion; axon guidance. The record is from RefSeq and is a predicted model, not a curated record. Bases 79 to 402 code for a protein of 107 amino acids. The transcript has 4 exons. Lineage: Eukaryota; Metazoa; Chordata; Actinopteri; Clupeiformes; Engraulidae. Gene Ontology annotation, molecular function: cell-cell adhesion mediator activity. Gene Ontology annotation, cellular component: axon; plasma membrane.
CUUGGUCUUGUCUCGACAUGAAUAACAAGCAUUACCCUGUGGAAAGGCAGUCUAGUUUUGCAACGUUACCCUGCUUACAUGAACAAGGUCAUGACUCCCUGGACAGUAGGAGGCCUUUCGGCUCCGGCCAAGCUGACCUCCAGACCGGGCCGUUCUCCUCUGAUCCUCCUCCUCCUCCUCACCGUACUCCUGCUGCCUCUGCCCAGCCUCUCUGUCGCCUCAGACCCUCCAAGAUUCAUCCAGAUUCCCAAAGACCAGAUAGUCGUGUCAGGGGGAACCGCCUCUCUUGUGUGUCAGGCCACAGGUGAACCCAGACCACAGGUUGAGUGGAGAAAAAAAGGAAAGACUAUCAAUUCAAGGCGUAUUGAUGUGCGUCAUGUCGUUCACAUUGUUAUUGGAUGA